AUGAACGAUUCAAAUGAAACUAUUUACAACAGACGAACUCUAUUUCAGCCUAGGUCUUCAUUAAAAGAAACUUUAAUUUCUCCUGCUAAAUCAAAUUAUAACACACAAGCAAGUUCUCAUGACAAUAAUUCUGGUAAAAUGCCUGAUAAUGCUAAUCAAAUUGUAGGAAGAAGAGCAAGAUCAAAUUCGAGAAGUGCCGGAUCCACUUCAAACGAACCUAUGGAACAAUUUUCUAUGGAUAAAGUUAAUAAUAAUACGGAAUCUACAUUAUCUAAAAACACUGCCAAUAUCAUCCAAAUUAACAACCCUGGAAGUCCUGAUCUUGGCUCAGUGAAUGCAUUUAAGGGUUUAGAUGAUACCAAUACCACUAUUUUAAAAUCUAAUGCGAAUAAUAUACCAAAUAUGGAGAAUCUUACAAUGAGGGAAAGAUAUAAUAACAUCGUUGUCCUAAAACCGUUAAAUAGUACUUUUGAAACAAAACAUUUAGUAGUACCUCAUAAACCAGAUGUUAUUAAAUUAGGUAGACCAGUGAUUAAUAAUAAUUCCAAUUGUACUAAUACUUACAAGGGUUUAAACGAAAGAAACGCCCAACAUAAGAAAUCAAAUAUUAGAAAUGAUAAUGGUAAUUUCAAUUCCAGAGUUUUAUCUAGAAAUCAUGCUGCACUUACUUGCGACUCCAAUACAGGAAAAAUAUUCAUUCGUGAUUUAAAGUCUAGCAAUGGUACUUUUAUUAAUGGAACAAGAAUAGGAACCAAUGACGUGGAAUUAUCAGUCGGUGAUGUUAUUGACCUAGGUACUGAUAUAGAUAACAAACAAGAACACAGAAGAAUUAGCGCCUUAGUGGAUAAUAUAUUAUCUGUUCCUCUGGUAAACGAGACUGUUGAUAUGUUAAACAGUAAUACUUUUUUUUCUGAGAAGAGGAAAAACAGCUUCCAAACAAGUAGUAAUAAACAUACCGGUGUUGGAAGUGACGUCGAAUCUAAUCAAGAUAUAGUCUCUACAAAUUCAAAGGCAAAUCCGAUAGCUGAAACUUUAGAACACAAUUAUUUAUCCAAACCAGCCCUUUCGUCGAAACAUGCUGCGUUUGAGGCUGCAAUGUUUGGCGAUGUUAAUAAUAUUGAUUUAGAGAAUGAUAUUUUAGGAACAGAAACUGCACUCCUCAGUGAGAUAUUUAUUGACAACUCAAGCGGAACAAGUGCCAAUCUUAUCAAUAUUAUGAAGAUAUUAUCAACAGAAAUAGCGCUAGAAAAACUCGAAAACCAAAAAUUAAAAGCAAUGGACAACUUUUUGGUCAAUUUCACAGUGAAUAUAGAUAAUAUAGACAAUGAACUUAUUCAAAAAAAUCAAACCCAAAUCGAUGCACUGCAAGAAAAUCUCAAACAUAGGUUAUACAAGAAACACAAUAAGAUAUUAGAUAAUACUUACUUACAGGUAGAACAACUACAAUUGGAGAAAGAAAGGCUGGAAGAAGAUUUUGAACUACAAGAAAAGAAACAAGCCGCAGAGUUUCAGUCGUUAAUAACAGAGUUGGAUACUUUAAAGGAAGAUCUGGGUAGCAAAUCCGUCCUUAAUGAAUCAUUUGGUGUGAGCUAUAAAGAUAGAGACCUUAACGUUAUAAAUAAGACAACGAAGUUUUCUAAUGAAACAAAAGAAAAAUAUCUUGAUUUAUUUGGAGAAAAAUCUGAUUCAUCUAAUUGGAAAAGUGGACUUAUUCUAAUUCUCAGCACUGCAUUUGUAGGAUUUGUGGCAUACGCACUAAAUUUAUCAUCAAAAAACUGCAAUUAA
Molecule: messenger RNA, 1785 nt
Organism: Tetrapisispora phaffii CBS 4417
Lineage: Eukaryota; Fungi; Ascomycota; Saccharomycetes; Saccharomycetales; Saccharomycetaceae
Exons: 1
Coding region: 1-1785 (594 amino acids)
Cellular component (GO): cytoplasm
Molecular function (GO): protein binding
Source: RefSeq, a predicted model, not a curated record